Messenger RNA from Neospora caninum, 8808 nucleotides. RefSeq lists its product as hypothetical. Bases 1 to 8808 code for a protein of 2935 amino acids. The record is from RefSeq and is a predicted model, not a curated record. Lineage: Eukaryota; Apicomplexa; Conoidasida; Eucoccidiorida; Sarcocystidae. Gene Ontology annotation, biological process: protein import into nucleus; RNA export from nucleus; post-transcriptional tethering of RNA polymerase II gene DNA at nuclear periphery. Gene Ontology annotation, cellular component: nuclear pore cytoplasmic filaments; nuclear pore. Gene Ontology annotation, molecular function: structural constituent of nuclear pore. The transcript is spliced from 9 exons.
AUGUUUUCUUCGAAUUCGUCCUCCACUCUUACCGGAGGAGGUAGCCUAUUUGGUUCCUCCGGAGGGGGGGGUGGCCUUUUCGGAGGCGCCAGCACCCAGCAACAACAAAGCGGCAGUCUCUUUGGAGGCACAAGCGGCUUCAUGUCGCAGCCACAGCAACAGACUCAAGGCCGUUUGUUUGGGAACGCUGGGACGCCCGGGAUGUCUCUCUUCGGUCAGCAGCAGACGACACAGCCUCAGUCCGGGGGUCUGUUUGGGUCUUCAGCCACGACAAACAGCGGGCUAUUCGGGACUGGUCAGCAGCAGUCGGGCGGCAUCUUUGGCAGCUCCAGUCUCUCGCAACCUCAGCAGACGACAGGGGGGGGAGGGCUCUUUGGCGGCUCGAAUACGUCGACGCUAGGCUCCUCUAUGACUGGCGGCGGUCUGUUUGGUCAGCAGCCUCAGCAGACAGGUGGCCUCUUCGGCUCCUCGACUGGCGCUGGGACGGGCGCCGCCGCGACGGGGACUGCCACGUUGGGCCAGCAACAGACAGGCGGUCUCUUUGGCAGCGUCGGCGGAUUUGGAACGAGCAAUGCCGGCGGCUUCGGCACCAGCACGUUGGGGACUGCGGGACAGCAAACGGCGGGCGGCCUCUUUGGAAGCCAGCCUCAGGGGGGGGGGCUCUUUGGAAGCACCACGAGUUCCUUUGGCGCGGGUGGGACGUCGACGAGCGGAUUUGGAACUUUUGGCAGUGGCGGCGCGACGGGGUCGGUGCUCGGCGCGGGGACGCUUCAGCAGCCGUUCCAGCCGCAUAAGACAGAGGAGGGCCUUUUGAUGAGCAUCUGCUUUGGCACGCUUGCGGAAGUCUCGCAAGACGAAGAGCGAUGGAGGUACUACCAGCAACGAGGGGGAGGCGUGGGUGCGUCCACCGCCGGCACGGGUCUCUUUGGCCAACAGACAGCCCCGCAGCAAACGGGAGGCCUCUUUGGAAAUUCGACUGGUACCCCUGCAGGCGGCGGACUCUUCGGCAGCACUCCCGCUUCGGCAACAGGCACGGGUCUCUUGGGUUCCUCGACCCAAACCAAUCAACAACAGAGUGGCAGUCUGUUUGGCGCCUCUACGACGGGCGGUUUUGGCGGGGGCCUUUUCGGCUCCUCGACGAGUACGCAGCCUAGUGGGCAACAACAGACAGGCGGCCUCUUUGGAAACGCCGGGGGCUCUUCAACAACGUCCGGAGGCGGUCUCUUUGGAAGCAACACCCUGGGCAACGCGACGGGCACCAGUCUCUUUGGGACGACGCCGCAGCAAACGCAGACGGGCGGACUGUUUGGCCAGCAACAGCAGACGACCGGAGGCGGGGGGCUCUUUGGGUCCAGUUCCCUGGCCGGAACAAACACGGGGGGAGGUUUGUUCGGCGCAUCUACAACGCCUUCGACUGGGUUGUUUGGGUCCACGACGCAACAGUCUCAGCCCGGCACGACCGCAACUCAGACCGGGGGCCUCUUUGGUUCUACCACGACGCCUGCGGCGACGACCGGCCAGGCGACGACGGGGACAGGCCUCUUUGGAGGCCUGUCCUCAAGCGGCGGGAGCAGCGGCGGCGGCCUUUUUGGAAACACAGGGGCGGCAACGACCGGCGGCGGUCUGUUUGGCAACACGCAGCAACAGUCGAAUCUCUCCGGUGGCGGACUGUUUGGAAGCUCGGGCGGGCUGAAACUUGGGGCCACCGCGACUGGGACGACACCCGGGGCAACCGGAACCACUGGCGGGCUCUUUGGAAGCUCAUCAACCGCCGGUGCGUCCGGCACUUCCGGGCUCUUUGGGAGCUCUGGGACGUCUGGAGGCGGACUGUUUGGAAGUUCAACGGCGAAGCCGGGGGAAGCGGGAGGCCUCUUUGGGAGCAGCGGAACGUCCGCUACGUCAGGGACACCUUUUGGCAACACGUCGGGCGCCGCAGGCGUUGGCGGCGGCUUGUUGGGUGCCGCGUCGGCGAGUUCGGGAAGCGGCUCGACGGGAGGCCUGUUUGGUUCGUCGACAACGGGCUCUGGGGCAGGCCUCUUUAGCAGCGGCGGCCUCUUUGGCAGCGCACCAGCUGGCCAACAGAGCGCAGCGGGGGGAAGUCUGUUUGGGCCGACACCCGCGCUGGGCGGAGCUGCGGGAGGCUCAGGGCUCGGCGUGGGCCAGUCGACCCAGACGGGAUUGUUCGGAGCCUUGGGGUCUCUCUCUGGAUCUGGAGCACAAGGUGCGCCCGCCAGCGCCGCUGCGGCCGACGCCUACGGCUUGGCGUCGCUCCUUGGCGGGCAAGUCGAAGUCAAGUUGACUCUCUCGGCGCGCCCGCCGGAGUCGUCAGCCCAAGAAGGCACGCAGAUCUUCCCCCCGCGGCUGCAGUUGCUGGAUUCGUGCGGAGGCGCCGCCUUGGGAGACGGCGGCCUCCUGGGCGCGUGGGGAUCGAGCGUCUGGAGACCUGGCGCGCCGACGCGUCUUUGCCGCGGGCGUCGCUUCCGUCCCUUGGGCCCCAUGGGAGGAGGUUUGAGUGGGAGCUACUUGUCGAGUGGAGCGUCCAACGCCUCGUUCGCGCUUCCGGAGGUCUAUAUCCAAAGGGCGUUUGGGACCAGUCGUUCGUCAUCCCCUCAUGACGAGUCACCGGGGAGCGGGCAAGGGGAUGCACUCCGAUCCACGGCGGACCGAAAGGCUCUCCCAGGCGCUCUGUGGGCCUCAGUGACGCUGGAGCGGUCUGCAGCGGAGGCCUUGCUCCUCCAGCGGCGCAGGAAACCCGGCAGUCUCACUCCGGACCAAGUCAGCCCUUGGUCGUCUACGGCUCUGCAGUUUAUGCGUUCCAAUCCCUUCUACAGGGACCAGCUGGCGGAAGCGAAUGUCGCCAAAGAGAUGGCUGCAAGCAAAGCGCCUGGUGCUGUCCCGCCCACUUCUUCUCAAUCGGCCCCCGCUGAGGGCGGUCUCUCAGGUGCAAAGGAAACGGCCGCGCCUUCUGUUCCGAAAGCGACGUCAGCCGCGCCCGCGUCUACUUCGUGUCCUGCCGUGCCCGGCUUGGCGCCUGCUUCUUCUGUGUCUUCCUCGGCCCUGCCUGGGGACGCAUCGGAUCAGAAGCAGCUGGGGUGGCCUGCGAACCCAGAGACCUCGCCAAGCGCAAAGAAACCCGCAGUCCUGGGUCUCUCGCCCAUUCAGACCUUCUCUCUCGCCACGCCUGGAGGCUCUGCUCGGUCCUCACCAAACGGCUCACGAACGGGGCCUGCGUCCGCGGAGGAAUUAAACCGGUGGCAUGCGCCUCCUGAAGGCGCGACGCUGAACGGAUCGUCGCCCGCAGGGCUGGACUCUCUCGCCGCGUGCUUGUCUGCCCCUGAAGACUUGCGCCCCGUGCUCAUGCGCCCGGACUACGAGACUGUGCCGUCGAUUGAAGUCUUGACUGGAAUGACUGAGCAGGAGCUCUCCCGUGUCCAAGAUUUCUCCAUAACCCGACGGGCCUACGGGAGCAUCCGGUGGCCUGGAUACACGGACCUGAGGGGGAUCAAUCUCGACGACGCCGUGAAGAUCGAGAAACUGGAGGUCAGCGUGUACGGGAGCGAGGCGCCCCCGCGUGGAGUCGGACUCAACAAGAGGGCGGUCAUCACGCUGAAGAACUGCAAACCGCGGAGCGUCAAGUAUCUAGACACCAUGGUGCUUCAGCGACCGGAGGACGAGGCAUACGUCCAGGACAAGCAGCGACAGUAUGUGACGAAAGUGCGACGGUACACGGAGCGUAUGGGCGCAAAGUUUCUGGACUUGAACUUAACCACAGGCGAGUGGACAUUUGAGGUUGAACACUUUAGCACGUACCGUUUCCUUGAUGAAGAUGAUGAAAAUGACGAGGACCUCGAGGCGCAACUGCGACAAAAGGCGCUGUCUUCGACGACCGCGACUGGCCCUCGUCCUCCCUCGCCUCUGCCUGUGUCUGCCGCGUCGCCCGCGUCUCCUGAGAGUGGAGCCCCUGCUAGCAGCUGCUUUGGUGAACGCGAAUCUCUUUUCGGUUCCCAAAAGCCAGGUGUCCAGCACGGGUUUCCGGAUGCAGAGUUCUGUGCGGUAGCGAGAAAGACGGCAGCCGCACGUGGCGGGGUCUCGCAGAACGUCGUCAAUCCAGAGUUCCUGAGAAAUGUCUCCCUGGCACAGUCGGUCAACAGAAACAGUCACUCGCGAGCGCUUCCGUGCAGUAUGUCGGGAGACGCCUCCACCGCUCCUGGACUUCGCUGGACUGCCGCUAAGUCGAGCAGACCUGGCGCCGCUGACGCUGCCGUGGCAAAAGACGGGACGGCUGGUGCGACGACGGGAGGGCCCUUUGAGGCGUCGCACGGCUUCACGCAGCAGAAGGCUUUGUCUGGUGCCGAAUGGAAGAAGACAGACACGCUAGGCGCUCACCGAGGCGGAACGAUGGGCGCGCCGCAAAAGGCAGGGAUGGCGACAAGCCCGCGAGGGACCACCGGCGGCGAACACGAAGGGAAGAGAAGGAAGGCAAGCAGUUCUGACAAUGAGAGAAGAGACCGACUCGCGGGGCCGCUGAGCGUUGACAACGCUGGCGGGAGUGUCUCUGCGCUUCGCCCGGGAAGCGAUUUCGAGGGCACCUUUUCCGCUCCCUGCUCGUUUCUUCACCUUCAACAACGACGUCAUUGCCCGUACCCGGUCCGGUGUGCUCCGGUUAUUUCGCGCGACGGGCUCUUGGCCCUUCCCGUCCUUUCUGCCGUGUCUGAACGGCCCGCAAUCGCUUCUUUUCCAGGCUCCCUUGUGCAGCUGACCCACCUUUCGCCUCUCCUCCGCGAGGAAGAAACGCGUCCGCCCCAAGACGGACCGGAUUGUCGGGGGGUGUUGUCUGGGCCGGGCGCGGAUACUUGCCGCGAAGCGCCGACCCACCAGCCGCUGUGGACAGUCGGCGAGGUUCCCGACGAGGCCGUUGCGGCGUCAGCAGACGAAGAAGAGAAGCAUUCUCUGUCCGACGCUGCGCAGCGCUAUGUGCAUCCGAUCUGUGACCGAGCGCUGUCGCUGACUGCGGCCGGCCCCGGCUCAGAUGCGUCUCCGUCGCUGCUUUCCGACCGCUGGUGUUUCCCCACAGGCGCCGGAUUCUCCAUUCGAGGAGAACCGUUUGAGGGGACCAUCCAGAGCCCUAGUGAGCAGCUGCGAGUCUUCCGAGACGGCAGAAGGGUGCGUCGAACGCUGUGUGCCUCUGCCAUGCAACAGGUCUUGGCUGCUUUCAUCGAUGAAGUCGUGAAGGAAGGAGACAGCCAGAAGGCGCAGGCUGGCGCGACCGCCGAGGGCACCCAAGAGUGCCUUUCGGCUCUUGCCACUCCCGUGGAGGCGGGGCGCGGGGAGGAGAACGGACAGGGCGCGAGGCAAGGGGGAAGAGAGGGCGUUUCGGGAGAACCGAGCGGCAGCGGCGACAGAGAAUUCGAGUGGUGGCUUUUGGCCCCGGUGUGUCGCCAAGAGUCGGGCGCCCUAGAGACGAGAAGCAGUGGACAAGAUGGGGUUUCUUCUCCCUCUCUCCCUCCGUCGAGUUCAGGCCUCGUGCAACGUCUUUUGCUUCGCCUGUUGGCUUUUUUCGAGCAGCAGACGCAUCUCUACUCAGGGGGCGUGACGCCCAGUUCGUGCUUGCCUCUCGCUGCCUCUCCGGCCGGCGUCCCGCUUUCCUCCCGGCCGUCUCCAUUCCCAGACGGGACGCUUUCUCUUGGCGGUCGUCCCUGCCUGCCUCGUUCCGCAGGCGUGCCCGAGGCGUCUUACCUCGCGCCGUACAUGCUGCAGACGUGGCAGUUGCUUGUGGCGUUGAUGCUGUCCAGUCCGGAGCAGGAGGACUCUGUCUUUGCCGCCGCCACUUCAAGUCUCUUCUCAAGAGACGUUUCGCCCGAAGCGAUCCUGGAGAGCCAGCGCCAGGCGCGCAUUUUUGAGUGGCUGCUGAGGGAGUCAGGGAGAGAAGUCGCGUCCCUCCUGCAGCGCGCAGCCACUCUUCGCCAGGCUCUGCCUUGUUCGCUUUUGGAGGGACAGGCCUCGCGACUCCAAACGUGCGAAGCUCGAGGAGACGCAGGAAGCGACAGCGCGGCGACAGAGCCCUUUGGACGACACGGCGGCUCGCAAAAGUCCGCGACCAAGCUGCCUAGUGCGGACGUCUCUGGGCCUCUGUUCCGUUUAGCCGGCGCGGCAGGCCAACGCGCUCUGCACGUCGCGGUGGCGGCCGACCAAGAUGAAGAAAGGAAACUCCUCGCUGUGUUCCACCUUUCGGCCGCAGGACAGCUUUACGACGCUGUCGAGCUGCUCCUGAACAGCCGGCCUGGGGAGCCUUACUAUCCACACUUGGCGCUCUGUCUAGCUGCCCAUGUUCAGCAACAAGUCGGCCGAGAAUUUCUCUACUUCAACCUUUUUCGAGCGACGGCGCCUUCUUUCUUGACGCCUCCGCCAGGGAUCGUUCGCCUUUACCGGCUUCUCACUCCGGCCUCGUCGAGUCGCCUCUCCCUCCCCUCUGGCUUGGCGACCCUCAAGACCAAGGAGGGGGAGAAACGAAAGCGGAGCACCUCACCGGUCCCGUCCGUGCCUGCCGAGCCUGCCCGCUGUACGUCGCCGAGCAAACGGCGGGCGACAGCGCCAAACACUGGCGGGGCGGGGCGGUCCCCGUUGACGCCUGGAAACGAGAGAAGCGACGGUGGCGAGGAGACUGCUCAGGCCGACCCCAGGGAAAUUGCCAGGUUCGGUCUGGAACACUUUGUCAGCUGGCGACACCAGCUAGCUGCGAGCCUCGUCUUCAGUUCAGCCAGUCCGCUGGAAGACCCCGCGUCUCCAGGAGCCGGCGCUGCGGCGUCUUCUUUCAAGCGAGGCGCCACGGAGACAGACCGGGACGCAGGGGACAAGGAGGAGAAGGCAGGCGGAUGCGUGCAGGAAGAAUGGCCAGCGCGGAAGAGGAAGGGCGAAGAAGGCGCGACGGGCGGGGCAGCGGACCAGCUGUGCUCGCUGGAGGCAUCAGCUGGGGCAGAUGUGGACAUGUUUCAAAGAAUUCGAAUGGAACUCGCGCCGCCGCCACAGGCUGCUGAUGCGCCGAGGGAACUACGACGCGCUCUUCUUCAGUUCGAGCACCUGCUGCGCUCCCGAGAUCAGGAUGAAGACUCUUCCCCAUCCCGACUCACCUUCGCUCUGCCGGCGUCUCCAGCGCCCUUGUAUCGUCAACAGGAAGAGCAAGGAUUGACGCCAAAGAACCACUUGCACGAAGAGUCGAACGGGACGACGAAAAAUCUCUUCGAUCUCCAAUAUGGCUUACUACGCAUGCACGCGGGCGUCGCGCCGCCGUCCCUCGCCAUCUUCGAUCCGGCCUCCCACACCCCGUACGGGCUCGACGUUUUCUUUGCCUGGACUGCUGGCGUCGUCACGCUGCUGCAUCGCGGCGGCGCCAGAGCGCGUGCGAGCCUGAAGCGCCUCCAGCGCGUCCAGUCGGAGGACGAAGCGAAGGAAGAGGGAGACGCAGGCCUGAAGCGAGAGGAAGCGCAGCAGCUCCACCGGCUGACGGUCGCCUUCGCAGCGGAGUUGGAAAGCCUGCCGGGGUGCUGGCCUUGGGCGUGCGUUGCCCUCUUGUUCACGCCGUUCUCUGGUCGCGCCCUCCACGGCAUGCAUGCGCUGAUUGGCCGACAUGCGGCGGAGUUCACGUGCACGGGCGGCGUCUCUCGGGGUAGUGAGAUGGAGCCUCAGACGCAGGAGGUCCGGGAAAAGGUGAGCUUCGAAGAGGGUCGGCAAGAAAGUCUCCGCGUCCUCGUCGACGAGGUCGGCGUUCCCCAGUGGUGGAUCGACGAGGCCGACGGUCUCUAUGCGUUCAGUCAACAAAAGUUCAUGCAGGCGGCCUUUUUGUUCUAUUGGGCGUACCUUCGCCUUCGCCUCCCUCUUGUGCGAGGCUUUCUGGGGUCUCCAGUUGCGGCCCCGCUCCGUGAGGAGCUGUUGGCGCUCUGGAGCCCAACUAGCGCAGUCGAGACACACCUUCUGCGCCACGCAGGCCGGGCGCUUCUCCAGUGUCUCCCCGGCUUUCUCAUGGCCGUUCUCCUUCAACAAAUGCAGCACAUGGAGGAGCAGACGCGCGUCUCGCGCAUGCGCCGAGCCCUGGAGAAAUGCGAGCGUCUCACCGGGUCCAUUCGCUCUGGCACGGCGCGCGCGCUCUCUGACGAGCUCCGCGCCUACGAGAGACAGGAACGCGAAGUGGAACCGGCAGAAAUCUCUGAGGUCGGUGCGACGCCUUCGGUCCUCAUUUUGUCGACAGAGGCGAAGAUGAAUCUGCUGCUGGAAGUGCUCGAAGCGAUCCGAGAGAAGCUCGCCCGAGGGCUUCCGGAUCUUUCUGAAGACGCGCAGGGAGCAGAGGGCGCACAAGGCGUGGAGAAGGACAUUCUAGCCAGCUGUGCUGUUGAAGGAGAAUGGCGAUCGAGUAAAUUCCCCUUGGACCUGGCCCGUCUCGCGUGUAUGGAAAGGGCUCUGCGCUGGCUAAUGAAGAGGCAGAGAAAGCAAAGCCGCAGUGAGCCUCGCUUCUCUCCCGCAAGCAAGCAAAUGAAGGCCCUCAAAGACGCAGGCGAGAAAGACAGGCGGCAAGCCGAGCGGUCGGGAGGUUACGGCGAGGCCGCAGAGCGGUCACAGAGAGGCGUCGAAGGCGGAGACGGCGCCGAUGCAGACUUCUCGUCUGGCUUGUUGAGAGAAGUGGAAAGGGAAUCAAAACGACUGGCGCAGCAGAUGAGCGACUCGACCCGUGGCUUUCUCCCCGCAGACGUCGCUCCUGACGAGCCCGCUUUCUGGAUCGCCCUCAAGACGGCGUUGCUCGAAGAACUCAGGGAAUAA